Strongylus vulgaris is the source of this 333-nucleotide messenger RNA. Lineage: Eukaryota; Metazoa; Nematoda; Chromadorea; Rhabditida; Strongylidae. The record is from the annotation of a GenBank genome assembly.
AUGAAAUGGCUAGAACAGAUGAGAGAGUUUGGCAAAAAUUGGAAAAAUGAGGACAUUGACAAUGUGUCUGCCGUCAAAUAUUAUAUAAAAUAUUUCGACAUUAACGGUGAUGGAGUCGUAGACGAAAAGGAGUUCACGCAAGUCAUGACAAGAGACGAAGAUGAGAUGCAAAAGUCAAAGUCGAAGGCAAAGGGUCGUAAGCGAGAUCCAGGCGUUGGUUGGAUUCUCGACUUCAACAACGAUGGCAUCGCCAGCUACAAGGAAGUAGAUGACGCACCCGAAAUGCUGGAGAAAGGACCAACGCGAUUGCCUGUGUUCAAGGACGAGUUGUGA